AUGGCUCGGCCAACCGAACAUGGUGGAACCGUAAUAACAUACUUCACGCACAGUGCGAAAUCGAAAAAUUUCGCGGUUGUGCUCUUGCAAUUUUUUUUUCUGCUCGACGAUGACACUUGUCAGCAACAGCGCACAAACUUGCCAGAAUGGAUGGCCUACAGUGAUCCAAAUAAAAACGAGGAUGGUACGUAUACAACGGAUGUUUGGCCCAAGUAUAAUGGUGAAUCUAUGGAAUACAUGAACAUGACUGUUGAAUCGGCGUAUCCAACUUCACAAAGAACUGGUCAUGGUCCACGACGGGAACAGUGCGCAUUUUGGAAGUCAUACCUGCCAAAUCUGAUGGCGAAAACCAACGUCAGAGAUUGGAAACAGUAA
Molecule: messenger RNA, 375 nt
Organism: Ostertagia ostertagi
Lineage: Eukaryota; Metazoa; Nematoda; Chromadorea; Rhabditida; Trichostrongylidae
Source: the annotation of a GenBank genome assembly